Messenger RNA from Monascus purpureus, 3120 nucleotides. The record is from the annotation of a GenBank genome assembly. NCBI's taxonomy places the organism in Eukaryota, Fungi, Ascomycota, Eurotiomycetes, Eurotiales, Aspergillaceae.
CUCUAUCCUCCUGGCUCUCCUUCCCCAUUCCAUCUAUCCCCCUACAAGUGUCUUCCGACGAUGCCGUUGCUUUCGUCUGAUUCCCGGGUUCCAAAUGUCUAAUCUAAUGUUAUCUCCCCUGGCUCCAAGAUGAUUCGCUUCUCCUCCGACUUUCGCUUCAGGCUCUCCCUGGGGGUGUUUAUUCUGAGCUGCAUUCUCCUCACAACGUCUUAUCGUACAACCUUUGUAUUCGAUCACCCCAUCAACUCAGCAGUAUUGGCCUGUGUUCUUGCGGCCUCAGUUCUUUUGUUCCUGGGCAUCCCCGGCGCCCAUAAUUCUCACUCAUCCAAACUCUCCCAUGCUUUCGUCGCGGAGUAUCUCGAGACGCUGGACGUCAGGUUACCUGCAAUCGGCUGCGCUAGGGGGAUCCGCAUUGUUAGGAUACAAGAAUGGAUCAAGGUCGCGUUGGUCGCGUGCAUUGUUCUCUGUGUUCGGAUUGAGCUGUACCGCCAGAUUACUGUUUACAAUGAAUGUGCACCGACUGGAUAUGCGUAUGCGAUCCCAUUCCUUAUCUCGCUCUACGACUACUUCCGCGACCAACGAUCCCGUCAGGUUGAGGACUAUACGCUACCGAGUGAACAACUAGCGAAUGCGCACCUUCGCAUCCUCGUUACUUCCUACAGGCGCUUCCGUCACUAUGUUCUUAGAAGCCGUCAAAGAUAUUUGAUUUCUGCUGCCCUGAUCUCUCUUGGCGGUUUGCUAGCGUCUGCCUUUCAUACAGGGCAAUCUUCGACCUACAUCUGUCCAUUGGUCUCGGGGGAAAUGUUGCGCAUAUGGCUCUUCAAGAAUACUAGCGCGCUUCUUGACGCUGUCCUCUUGAUCGGAGUUGCGGAGGUAUCUCGGGAAUGGACAAAUAGCCCUGAAGAGAAAAGAGGGCCAGUGAUUCGGCUGUGCGGUUACCUGUUACUUGGGGUUGCCGCCUUCUGGACGGUUGUCGGUGUCAUUAUAACUCUCCGUCAUGGGCGUGGAGGUAUCACUUUAUCCGUCGAUGACCGCUAUGUACAAAGUGCCAUUGGACAAGGCUUGCUAGUGACGUCUUUGCUCGCAGCAAGCCUUCAGCUGAUCCCGCAUUUCGGCAUUCUUGGCCUCUGUAUGUUGGCUGGUUUUAUCACCAUCUAUACUUCGUCCACUACAACCUUGAUGGAAGUACAGCAUCCUUUCCCAUUGAUUUAUUCUUCCAAUGCAAUAACCGCAUAUCUUGCCAUCUGUGCGGGAAUGGUCACAUUCUUGUACGUUCGGGCAGCUACUGAGGAAGAUGUGAAAUCCUUGCCCAAGAUGAACGUCAUGAUUCGGCUAUCAUUCGUAUUGCUCCUUGGGCUUGGGUUGAUCUUCGCCGGCCUACAGCCAGAGGUGGCCAAUGUGCAUCCGAUCGAUCUUCUCAUUUUCAAGAGUAGAAUUCGUCAUAAUGAUUUUAUCAGCCAAGCCAGGGUCAGCAAUAGUCUUAAAGAGGCCGUUGAGGAGUACCGAAGACGAUAUAACCAGCACCCGCCACCAAAAUUUGAUCAAUGGUAUUACUAUGCAAUCAGCCGUGGCUCUAUGGUUGUCGACGACUUUGAUCAGAUCUACACGGACCUCCUCCCGUUCCGGGCCUUACCACCCCAGCGACUAAGGGAACUGACACAUCUCCUGGCCACGAACCCAGUCAAUGAUAUUGGCGCGAUCAGUAUUCGUGGCGGUAAGCCAAGGGUCCAAGAUGGGAUCAAGCCUACCCAUGCUUGGAUGGUGUUAGCUGCUGCAGAAAUGAUAGAGAAGUUCUCCGAACAUCUUCCCGACAUGGAUAUUGCCUUCAAUCUGGACGAUCAGCCGCGUGUCGCGGUGCCAUGGGGGGAUAUUUCAGCCAUGCGAGAUAUGGCGAGCUUUCAAAUGCCUCCUGAGCAUGCGCUGAAUGGGUGGUCACUGGACCGAGGACUGGGCUGGGCACCCAUAGAGCCAGCUUAUCAGACUAACGAGACCGUGUUCACGGAUGCCUCCUGGCGAGGCAUUUUUGACGAAUACGUGAGUCGUUUGUGCCCGCCCUCUUCCGAAGCCCGUUCUCGUCGUGUCUGGGACCGACGAGAGGUAUGCCUGAGUUGUAUUCGCCCCCAUUCGUUGGGCCAGUUUCCAACAGACUGGAACCUGGUAACAGAUAUCUGCCAUCAGCCUGAUCUUGGGGCGCUACAUGGGUUCCUAAUUGCCCCUACGGCAUUCGGAGUUAGCAGGGAAUUGGUGCCAGUGUUUAGUCAAAGCUCAGUUUCUGGCUUCAAUGACAUUUUGUACCCAAGCCCGUGGAAUUAUAUUGACAAGGCGAAAUACGAGCCUUCAGAGAAGUUUCCCGAUUUAGAGUACGAGCAAAAGCACAGUUCCAUGUUCUGGAUCGGCAGCACAUCAGAAGGCAUGAGUAACAACGGAGGGUGGAAAGGAAUGGGCCGUCAACGGUUCGUGCACCUUGUCAAUAAUAAUACUCGGAGCAAAGUUUCCGUCUUGCUGCCGACUCGCCAGUCUCGAGCGUAUUCCUAUCAAAUUCUUGACGGUUCGGCCCCGUCGAAGGAUUUAGGACUCCAGACUGAGGUCAGUCUGGCAGGCCCUAUUUCACACUGCGGCGACUGCGAUGAUCAAGAACGGGAGCUUGGUGCAGCGCCUACGGUUGACUUCCAAUCGAACUGGGCAUAUCGGUACUUGUUCGAUCUCGACGGCGCGGGAUUUAGUGGACGGUUUCUUCCCUUCCUGCAAAGCCGCAGUCUUCCGUUUAAAACAGGAUUGUUCCGUCAAUGGUUCGACUCCCGGAUUACGCCAUGGCUACAUUAUGUCCCUGUCGACUUGCGUCUGCAUGGCAUGUGGAGCACCCUGGCUUACUUCGCUGGCGUUGACGGAGAACUUCCCGAAGAAGGACUCCUUGGCUGGCGAAGAACGAGAAGAAAGGUCAGGAUGGAACCUCACGAUAAACAGGGGAAAUUGAUAGCGGAAGAGGGGCGUAAUUGGGCGGCAGCAGCUCUGAGGAAGGAGGAUAUGGAGAUCUACUUCUUCCGACUAUUGCUGGAAUGGGGAAGGUUGACAGACGACCAUAGAGAUAUCCUCGGGUUUGAAAUGGAAAGCGAAGACUAG